AUGAAUAUUUCUCAGUCUCAUGUGGGCCUGGCCCCUGUGCUGCCUCUCACCAGUUUUGGCAACGUGCUUUUAUUUCUUUUUAACGCAGUUCACGCCACUGCAAUUGUUUUUCUUAACGCGUCCGUUUUUCUUUCCAUAAUGGUAAACCGAGCUCUGCGCAGCGAGAAUCGCUUCAUGUACAUGCUCAGCACGUGUCUUAGUGACAUCUGCUCAGGUGUGUCUUAUUAUUACAGCGGACUUUUGGACGUGAGCGAGGAUUAUAACUCCGCAACACGCACCUACUAUAUUGUUCCCACUUUUUUGGGUUUGUCCUACAUGGCGAUUCUAGCCGCGCAGGCGGACCGGUUCCACGCUAUCACUGCUCCUUUUAAAUAUUCCCAACGCAUGACCCGUAACAGAACCUUACUGGUGAUACUGGCGUACUGGGUUUAUGCUUUUGCGAUUGUGGCUGUUCAAAAUCUGGUGCCUAAAGGAGUCUAUAAGAGUGUGACGGGCAUUGGUACUUUGGUGGCAAACAUUUUCACAGUUGUAAUUAUGAUUGGGUUAAACAUCAGACUGUUUCUCAUUGCCAAAUAUCAGCUUGAACGCGAACCCCCGAGCGCGGAACGAGACAACAAGCGCGCGUCCGUGUAUCUUAUCAUUGUAGUUGCUGUGUGCUUUCUGGUGGCGUGGUUGCCAUUUUUUAUUUAUAUUAUAGUGUGUAUGUUCAGGGGUAAUGUGUGCUAUAUUGUAAAAAAUGAAGGGACAGACCCUUUGCGUAUUUUGGCACGUCUCAGCACAAUUAUCACCCCCUUACUGUAUAUCAAAGGCUGUCAUGCGCUCAGGAGCACACUACUAAGUCAAGUCUGGAGAACAACAUGCUGCAUGAAGAAAGGGUAA
Messenger RNA from Paramisgurnus dabryanus, 879 nucleotides. RefSeq lists its product as uncharacterized. The record is from RefSeq and is a predicted model, not a curated record. Lineage: Eukaryota; Metazoa; Chordata; Actinopteri; Cypriniformes; Cobitidae. Gene Ontology annotation, biological process: G protein-coupled receptor signaling pathway. Gene Ontology annotation, cellular component: membrane. Gene Ontology annotation, molecular function: G protein-coupled receptor activity.